Balaenoptera ricei (Rice's whale) is the source of this 1100-nucleotide messenger RNA. It is a transcript of the gene ANXA10, whose product is annotated as annexin A10. Gene Ontology annotation, cellular component: cytoplasm. The coding region runs from base 126 to 1100 and encodes 324 amino acids. Gene Ontology annotation, molecular function: calcium ion binding; calcium-dependent phospholipid binding. The transcript is spliced from 12 exons. The record is from RefSeq and is a predicted model, not a curated record. NCBI's taxonomy places the organism in Eukaryota, Metazoa, Chordata, Mammalia, Artiodactyla, Balaenopteridae.
CAUAUUUAAAUGGGACUGAACAGUGAACUUCACUUUGUUCUAGCGACACAGUGAAACAAGUCUAUUCAUCUGACCACAUACCAAAGACCUUUUGAACUGCUCUGAAGUUAACCACUAUCAGCAACAUGUUCUGUGGAGACUAUGUGCAGGGAACCAUCUUCCCGGCUCCCAAUUUCAACCCCAUGAUGGACGCCCAAAUGCUGGGGGGAGCACUCCAGGGAUUUGGCUGUGACAAGGACCUGCUGAUCGACAUCCUGAGCCAGCGCUGCAACGCCCAGAGGCUGGUGAUCGCCGAGGCCUACCUGAGCACCUUUGGCCGGGACCUGGUUAGUGACCUGAAGGAGAAGCUUUCCGAUCACUUCAAGGAGGUCAUGGUGGGCCUCAUGUACCCACCGCCCUCCUACGAUGCCCACGAGCUCUGGCACGCCAUGAAGGGAGCAGGCACUGAUGAGAAUUGCCUCAUUGAUAUAUUAGCUUCAAGAACAAACGGAGAAAUUUUCCAGAUGCGAGAAGCCUACUAUUUGCAAUACAGCCGCGACCUGCAGGAGGACAUUUACUCAGAGACCUCGGGACACUUCAGAGAUACGCUGGUAAACUUGGUCCAGGGAACCAGGGAAGAAGGGUACACGGACCCUGCCACGGCCGCCCAGGACGCCAUGGUGCUGUGGGAGACCUGCCAGCAGAGGACAGGGGAGCACAAAACGCUGUUGCAAAUGAUCCUGUGUAACAAGAGCUACCAGCAGCUGUGGCUGGUUUUCCAGGAAUUUCAAACUAUUUCUGGGCAAGACAUAGUAGAUGCCAUUAAUGAGUGUUAUCAUGGAUCCUUUCAAGAGCUGCUAGUUGCAAUUGUUCUCUGUGUUCGAGACAAACCAGCCUAUUUUGCUUACAGAUUAUAUAGUGCAAUCCAUGACUUUGGUUUCCAUAAUAAAACCGUGAUCAGGAUUCUAAUUGCCAGAAGUGAAAUAGACCUGAUGACCAUAAGGAAACGAUACAAAGAGAGAUAUGGGAAGUCCCUCUUCCAUGAUAUCAAACAUUUCGCUUCAGGGCAUUACGAGAAGGCUCUGCUUGCCAUCUGUGCCGGUGAUGCUGACGAUUACUAA